Messenger RNA from Klebsormidium nitens, 4140 nucleotides. The record is from the annotation of a GenBank genome assembly. Lineage: Eukaryota; Viridiplantae; Streptophyta; Klebsormidiophyceae; Klebsormidiales; Klebsormidiaceae.
CUCAGCUGAGUCGGUGAAAGUCUUGAAGAGCCGCUUCAUGCCCUGUGCAGCAGCGGCGUGGCAUGCAUUUUGACAGUACACUGCCACCGGAGUUGACUGCAAGAGCACAACAAUCACACUGGGCAGAAGCAGUCAUCUUACACAAGGCAUGCUUUUGCGAUGCAGGUUUCUGCAGACAGCUCAUUGACCAUCCAAAUUUGAGAUUAUGAGACAGGCUCUGGACACUUGGACGGGUGCAUUUCAACAGCAUGCAGGAAAGCUGGUUUGCCGAUUGCCAAGAUGCUUUGAGAGAAUCAAUCGCCUAACUGGAGAGAUUAGGUUGAUGGCAUAUCAGGCGUUCAAUCAAGUUCGUUGAUUCACUUCUAGAAACCCAAGUUCAUCGACAUAGUCCAGCAAGGAAGCGUUUGGAAACCCUUAACCUCUUUUGAAGAAAACCCCUUUCAGCCCUAGAAGAUUUUGGCGGAACAAGUGAGCAGGAAAUGCUGUCCGCUUGAGAAAGGCCCCCAAGAUUUCCGUAUUCAGGGAGCGCAGGAUGGCUUCGACAAGGAGGGGUCCAACCAGCAGGGGGGUUGACAUGGGGCUUAAGGGGUUUCUUCCAAAUGCCCCUGAAGGACAAGGCCAGGCUAGAAGAAGCACCAUAGUAGAAAAGGCCCCUGCCGCGACCGCGUACGUCUGCAACCUGGGAAGACGGGGACCUGAAGACGCAACCCAAGCGCGGAAGCAGACCGCAUUGCGUCAGAAGGACUUGGCCAAGCGGCCGGCCUGGGGAAGCGGGCUGACGCCUGGAAAACAGAAGCAGAGCACGCCGCUCCGUGUUGCCCCCCCCAACCGCCACAACAAAACCACCCUGGCUGCCCACUCCCACUGGACGCCGGCUGCAGAAACCCCCGCAGAAGCAGCUCUCCCAACAAACCGCACUCUAUCAUUUGCGCCAGCGCCAGCAAUGGCGCAAGUUUCACAGCUUGGAGAGGCGUCCACAGUCCAGGGGCCCAUGACGAACGGGUCUGCCAGAGCUACACAGGGGGAAUUCGCAGCAUCGACGCUGCACCACGGCGGACAGGGACCGGCGGCGACCAAGGGCACCAAGAAGCAGGUGGGCGGUGCACCCGUCGUUGGAAGAGUGCAGACAGCACAGCUCGAUCCAAGCGAAGCCCUGGCCGCCUUUUUCGACCCCCCCUCCCCUCGGUCUCCCCUCGACUUCUCUAAGCCGCAGAGCUUUCUCAAUUCAGCCAUCGCCGACGCCUCGAAGGUCUCCGCCACUGCGCAGCAGACGGGUGCCCACUCAGAUGCUGACGACAAGCACCUCGCGCACCUCGAGGCGGCGCUCGCGCAGGCAAAAGCGAAGCGGGCCACGCUGCAGGCGGCGCUGGAAAAGACGGAGCGCGCGCUGGACAAGGAGCGCCGCGCGGGGGUCGCCCUGGAGGAAGGGUUCUCACGCGCGCUUCAAGGAAACGUGAAGACAGUGGAGGCAGCGGAAAAGGAGGCGCAAGAGGCGCGGCGCUCCCUGGCCGCGCGGACUAGGCAGUUCCAGGAGGCACAAGCUGCAACAGCCGAAGAGAGCAAACAGCGGGUGGACGCGGAGGCAAGUGCGCGGGCGGCAUGUGAGGCGCUAGAGAGGGCGCGCGCGGAACUCAGCAUCGCGGCGGCUGAUAAGGAGGAGGCGCAGACGCGCGCGCGGACAGAGGCGCUCAAGCGCCAGCAGGCGGAGGCACAGAUGGAGUCCCUGGUCCGCGAGUGCGCGGUGUUGCGCGCAUCGCUGGCGGAAGUGCAGGAAGGGCGGAUUGCGGCGGCAGAGGAAGCGGAGGAGGUGCGCACGCGCGGCCGCGAGGAUGCCGACGCGGCGCUGCACGCGGCCGUUGAGACCGUUGCGCGGCAGGAAGGAGAGCUGGCCCGCGCGCGGAGCGACGCGGCGGCCGCGGCACGCGACCUGGAGGUGGUGGCGGCCAAGGCGCAAGCGCUUGCCACACAGCUCGAGCAAGCCCAAGUUGCAAGCCGUCAGUCCCUCGCCGACGCCGCCGCAACUGCGUUGAAGGAGCGCGCAUCGGCUCGCGCGCUCGUCGCCGCGGCAGAGGCGCGGCUGGCCGCAGUCGACAAGAAGGCGGCCGCCGCCGAGCAGAAGGCGGCCGAGGCGCGCGCUCUCGCGGACAGCGAAAGAGCACGUGCGGAGGCUGUGGAGGAGCAGCUCAAUGCGGACCGCGCUCAGCGGAAGGCCGCCGAGUUGGCCGCGGAGUCGAAGAUGCGCGCGGCAGAUGCGCGCGCCGAGGACGCAAAAUUGAAGCUGGAGGAGGCCCUGAAGCAGCUCGCGCACAAGGCGACCUUAAAUGUCGAGUCCCUGGCCGCGAGCACCGCCCGCAUCGUCGAACUGGAGGCGGAGCUGCGCCGGGCACAAGCGGCCCACGUGGCGCUCGAGACCGAGCACGAGACGGCUGCAGCGCGCGUGGCACACCUGCAGGAGGUGAACGUGGACCUCGAGGCGGAGAUUUCGGAAAAGAGCGCCGAAUUUGAGGGGCUGGUGGCGGAGAUGAGCCAGCUGACGGAUGAGAGUCUGGCGGAGGAGCGCCAACUGAAGGAAGAAGCGGCGCGCGCGCGGGCGGAGCGGGAGAGGGACGUACAAGCGGCGCAGGCGGAGAUCGCCAAACUCAAGCGCGCGCUGGCGACGGCUCAAGCGGCGCUCAAGAAGGCCUCGUCCCGCUCCGCCAAGUCGACGGAAGAGCUGGAGCACGAGAACUCGAAGCUGAAGGAGGAGAAUUCGAAGCUGCAAGCGGCGGCUGACGUGGCGGCGACUGCGGAGGCGGCGGAUCGGCGCGCGUUUAAGGCGCACUUGGAGACCGAGCGCGAGCACCGGGAGACGCUGAUCGAGCAGCUGCGCGUCAAGAACGAAGAAGUGGACAGACUGGAAGCGGAGGUUCUGUUUCUGAAGCAGCACCAGAACGAAACCGCUAACUACCGAGAGGCGAGUUACAAGACACACCCGCUAUUCUUCCUUGCGCGCCUACACUUUGUGCACGAGCUGGGGGGAAAGAUGAAUGAAGCCCGGCACAGACUGUCGCAAUUGCUCGUCUCCAUUGAAGACCCCGGGUCCUCGACCGCCUUUCCCUUGGAGCUCGUCCAGAACGAGCUCGCGCGCCUGCGCGCCAUGUUGGAUGCGGAGCAGAGCGCGGACACGGCCGGCCCCAGCUCCUCCACAACUUCGCAAGCGCCGCCGAUUGGCCCGUUUGGUCAAAUGGGGAUUGAUGACAGCAACCCAACCGGGUGGGGGGAGCCGGAUCCCGACGUGGGGCCAUCGGAAACGGAGCCCGACGCCGUGGACGCUUCUUGAAAACGUUUCCGUAUGUAAGGAAGGCCGUGUGAGACUUUUGUUCAGGUCAGUCCGUAGUGAUGAAGGGGAGGUACUAAAAUUUAUACAUGGAAUUUUGCUACUGACUUGCCGUGUUGAACAAAAACAAUCUGGCAGGUUCACGGACUUCUAAUAGAAUGAUAAGAGAUCUGAGAAGAAGCGGCAGGCGGCAGUUGCUCUUUAGUGGAUCAAACCGGGUUUUAAGAGUUUUCAAGAGUUGUUCCCCUAGCUCUGUUGAUCCCGCAGCAGGAGAGGAGCUAGUCACAAGCGGCGGCAGUUUCUAGAAAGUUGUGAGAUCAGUCCGCGAAGGCAGACAGCGGGUUCCAAGAGUCAGAGCCACUUCCGUUAUUCAUACUCGAGUAUCAAAUCUUUGGUAGGGUUGAAACAUGGUGUACCGGAAGCCAGCCUGUGGCGUUAGGGUCUAAAGCAGCGCAAAAACCCUCCAAAGCUCUGUGAACCGUCACCAUAAGCUGUCAACCGCAAGCCCACGUAGGCCCGUCUAGCCUUCGGAAGCGUGUGAAAAAAAAGGGCUUUACCAGCUGGCGGUGACGUAUUUGAGAUUAGCACGUAACCACAGAUUCUUAUCUGGACUUCUGAUCAUACGGGUAUUUGGAGAUCACAGAAGUAUGGUUCCGGAGCUCACAGACGGUAACGAUGAGAUCAGAUUAGAAAACAUGCCCAAGAGCAUGAUCGGGCCGUGUUUACUUCUAAAAUGGUCAGAUUGUGGCUUGGCUCUCUGUAGGCUAGUGAUUUGAUCAAUCUGCUCCGGUCAUUUGCAACGUCGUACUACAUUUUGCCAGUCA